AGCCCCGCCCCUCUGCCCAGCCACUCCCGGUUGCGCGCGCUGAUUGACGCCGUUUCACCGCGAGCUGAUUUGCGCGGCCGCGCGCUCCAGUUCGUUUCACGUUCGCACAAAAAAAAAAAAAAAAAGCAAGAAAGAAGAUCCCGAUCCGAUGUAGCACCGGAACCGCUCGAGCUGCUGAGGGUUCGUGUGUUAGCGGAGAGGAAACCGGGGGACUGCAGGCAUCAUCCGGGGAACCGAGAGAGAGAGAGAGAGAGAGAGACGGAGAGAGAGAGAGAGAGACUGAUGUGCUGCUGCUGCUGCUGCUGAGUCUGAGGGUUCGGGAUCGGGAUCGGGUUCGGGUUCGGGUCCGGGAUCGCUCCAGCUCCACAUGCAGGUUCCGACCCCGGGCUCUCUGGGUUUCUCUCUGCAGUGUUUCGGUGACGGUACCCGCGCGGGAUCAUGAUGGCGAGCGACUCUCCGGCCCGCAGCCUGGAUGAGAUCGACCUGUCGGCUCUGCGGGACCCUGCGGGAAUCUUUGAGCUGGUGGAGCUUGUGGGAAAUGGAACGUACGGCCAAGUGUACAAGGGCCGCCAUGUCAAGACAGGCCAGCUUGCUGCAAUCAAGGUCAUGGACGUUACGGGGGAUGAGGAAGAGGAAAUCAAGGCGGAGAUCAACAUGCUGAAAAAGUACUCGCACCAUCGCAACAUCGCCACGUACUACGGAGCCUUCGUUAAGAAAAACCCACCAGGCGUCGACGACCAGCUGUGGUUGGUGAUGGAGUUCUGUGGCGCCGGCUCAGUCACAGACCUGAUAAAGAACACUAAAGGGAACUCGCUGAAGGAGGAGUGGACGGCGUACAUCUGCAGAGAAAUCCUGCGUGGUCUUACUCAUCUUCACCAACACAAAGUCAUCCACCGUGACAUUAAAGGGCAAAACGUCCUGCUGACGGAGAACGCAGAGGUCAAACUGGUGGACUUUGGUGUGAGUGCACAGUUGGACCGCACCGUGGGCAGGAGGAACACGUUUAUCGGCACGCCGUAUUGGAUGGCUCCGGAGGUCAUUGCCUGUGAUGAGAAUCCAGACGCAACAUACGACUUCAAGAGUGAUCUGUGGUCUUUAGGAAUUACAGCUAUAGAGAUGGCAGAAGGAGCUCCGCCUCUGUGUGAUAUGCACCCGAUGCGAGCGCUCUUCCUCAUUCCUAGAAAUCCAGCUCCUAGACUCAAGUCGAAGAAGUGGACGAAGAAGUUCCAGUCGUUUAUUGACAGCUGCCUGGUGAAGAACCACACGCAGAGGCCCAGCACGGAGCAGCUGCUUAAGCAUCCCUUCAUCCGAGACCUGCCUAAUGAGCGACAGGUCCGCAUCCAGCUCAAAGACCACAUCGACCGCACCAAGAAGAAGAGAGGAGAGCGGGAUGAGACGGAGUACGAGUACAGCGGCAGCGAGGAGGAGGAGGAGGAACGAGACAUCGGAGAACCCAGCUCCAUCAUCAACAUCCCGGGUGAGUCCACUCUAAGGCGGGACUUCCUGCGUCUGCAGCUGGCCAAUAAGGAGCGCUCCGAGGCCCUGCGCCGACAACAGCUGGAACAGCAGCAGAAUGAUGAGCACAAGCGCCAACUGCUGGCGGAGAGACAGAAGCGCAUCGAGGAGCAGAAGGAGCAAAGGAGGAGACUGGAGGAGCAACAGCGUCGGGAGAGAGAGCUGCGCAAACAGCAGGAGAGAGAGCAGCGGAGACGCUAUGAGGAGAUGGAGCAGCUACGGAGAGAAGAGGAGAGGAGGCACGCCGAGAGGGAGCAGGAGUAUAUCCGCCGGCAGCUGGAGGAGGAACAGAGGCAGCUGGAGAUUUUACAGCAGCAGCUCCUCCAGGAACAGGCUCUCCUUCUGGAAUAUAAGCGGAAGCAGCUGGAGGAGCAGCGGCAGGCGGAGAGGCUUCAGAGACAGCUCCAGCAGGAGAGAGCUUACCUGGUUUCCCUCCAGCAGCAGCAGGAACCUCGACCUGCUGAGAAGAAGCAGCUCUACCACUACAAGGACUCGGCCAACCCCAGCGACAAACCCGCCUGGGCCAAAGAGGUCAUGAGGCGAGCCCAAAGUAACUCCCCUCGUCUGCCUACAAAGAACCAGAACCACGAGGAGGCGCGGCUCUCGCACCUCCUCCUCCUACCUGACCACUCCUCCAGCCAACCCCCUGCCCGCCCCCCAUCCUACCCGGCCGCCGCCCCUUCUCACGCCCAGAGAGAGAGAGCGGAGCUUCAGCUCAGGCAGCUGGGCAACAGCGCCAACGUUCCCCGGAUCCGGGUGUCCUGCGAGCCGGGGGUGGCUCAGAUCAGCCAGGCGUUUCCGGGUCAGGGCCAGGAGAACCGUGGGCGGAACCCUGGGCGAACCGGCGCAAGGGACAGUGAGGUGGAGGAACGUUCCAAACUGAACCGGCAGAGUUCUCCGGCUCUGCAGCACAAAGUGGCCAAUCGAAUAUCCGACCCGUCGCUGCCUCCUCGCUCCGAAUCCUUCAGCAGCGGGGGCAUCCAGCAGGCCCGGACUCCGCCCAUGCACCGCUCCGUCGAGCCCCAGAUGGCACACUUGGUCUCGGUGAAGUCUCACGGUUCCUCCAUGACGGGCUCGCAGUCUCUGCACGAUCAGUCUUCCCAGGGCGUCUCGGCUUUCCAGGAGAGUCUGUCGCCCCACCGGCCCCCGAUGCCCCGGCAGAACUCGGACCCCACCUCAGAGACGCCCAUGCCGCCACCCCGCAUCACCAGCCGCGAUGAAAAGUUCGAGCGCGGCUCCUGGCUGAGACAGGAAGAAGAAGUUCCACCCAAGGUUCCUCAGAGGACGACCUCUAUUUCUCCUGCACUGGUUAGGAAGAACUCACCUGGGAAUGGACCUGGAGGUCUCGGACCGAGGCCAGGUUCUCACCUCAUUCGAGCCAGCAACCCGGACCUGCGGGUCUCCAUGGAGCCGGGGCUCCCGAGGACGAGCAGCGGCAGCUCCUCCAGCUCCAGCACUCCGAGCUCUCAGGGCGGAUCCAGCGAGAGGAACCGGAUGGGAGGAUCUGUAAAACCCGAGAGUUCUCCAUCUGCUUCCCAGGAGACCAAACACAAGAGCCAGGAGGAGAACAGGGAGGUGACGAGACCGAGCCGACCCGCUGAUCUCACCGCUCUGGCCAAAGAACUGCGAGAGCUGCGGUGCAAUGAGGAGACGAACCGGCCGCCCGUCAAAGUGACCGAUUACUCGUCGUCCAGCGAGGAGUCAGAAAGCAGUGAAGAGGAGGAGGGAGAGGGCGGGGCUCACGAUGGCACGGUGCCAGUCAGUGACAUCCCUCGCAUCAUGCCGUCAGCUGGUCAAGGCGGGGCCGAGCCGUUCGGAGGGCUGGUGGGUCCCGAGGAUUCCCAUGACGAGUCUUACGGGAACAACUCUAAAGACAGCACGCUGAUGAUGAGAGAGAUGUUUGGGGAAAGAAAGCGCUCGGGUCAUGCCGAGAGCAACGGUUUCCCUGGUAACGCCAAUCUUCCUGAUCUAGUGCAGCAAAGCCACUCCCCCUUGGCCACGCCCAGCGAAGGCCCGGGGCGCCACUCCAGUCUGCUUGGGCAGGACCUGGACUCUGUGGCUGAAUAUGGUAGCGGCUCUAAAGCCUCUUUCACCCCGUUCGUGGAUCCGCGAGUGUACCAGACUUCACCGACUGAAGAGAACAGUGAGAACUCUGCAGCAGCUCUCUCGGUCGACGAGCUGCUGAGGCACGAGCAGGAACAGGAACAAGCUCGGCUCAAUGAGGCUCGGAAGAUCUCCGUCGUCAACGUCAAUCCCACCAACAUCCGCCCGCACAGCGACACGCCCGAGAUCCGCAAAUACAAAAAGCGCUUCAACUCCGAGAUCCUGUGCGCCGCUCUGUGGGGCGUCAACCUGUUGGUCGGGACUGAAAAUGGACUGAUGCUGUUGGACCGCAGCGGUCAGGGUAAAGUGUACAACCUCAUCAACCGCCGGCGCUUUCAGCAGAUGGAAGUGCUGGAGGGCCUCAACGUUCUCGUCACCAUCUCCGGAAAAAAGAACAAGUUGAGGGUGUACUACCUGUCGUGGCUCAGGAACCGGAUCCUCCACAAUGACCCCGAGGUGGAGAAGAAGCAGGGCUGGACCACCGUAGGCGACCUGGAGGGCUGCGUUCAUUACAAAGUCGUGAAAUAUGAGCGGAUCAAGUUCUUGGUGAUUGCCUUGAAGAAUUCGGUGGAGAUUUACGCCUGGGCUCCGAAACCCUACCACAAAUUCAUGGCUUUCAAGUCCUUCACCGAUCUGCAGCACAAGCCUCAGCUGGUGGAUCUGACCGUAGAGGAAGGUCAGAGGUUAAAGGUCAUCUACGGCUCCAGCGUGGGGUUCCAUGUCAUAGAUGUCGACUCUGGAAACCCGUAUGAUAUCUACAUCCCAUCGCACAUUCAGGGCAGUGUCACCCCUCACGCCAUUGUGGUGCUCCCCAAGACCGACGGGAUGGAGAUGCUUCUGUGUUAUGAAGAUGAGGGAGUCUAUGUGAACACAUACGGCAGAAUCACUAAAGACGUGGUGCUACAGUGGGGAGAGAUGCCCACCUCUGUUGCCUACAUCCACUCCAACCAGAUCAUGGGAUGGGGAGAGAAAGCCAUCGAGAUCCGUUCCGUGGAGACGGGACACCUCGACGGAGUUUUCAUGCACAAACGAGCUCAGCGACUGAAGUUCCUGUCCGAGAGAAACGACAAGGUCUUCUUUGCCUCGGUCCGAUCAGGAGGCAGUAGCCAAGUUUUCUUCAUGACCCUGAACAGAAACUCCAUGAUGAACUGGUAAACCCCGCCCCCACGCCCCACCCCCUAUGAGCCCCGCCACACACCCCCGCCCCAGCCCUUCACCUUGUCUCUGUGGAUGUUUUCUGUUUUUCUAAAGUGAUGAAACGAGAGAGAACGACAUGAGCCCACAGUAUGUGAAUCCGCAGGGCCGCUUUGGGGAGCAAAUACUUUUAGAAAAUAAAUAAAUGAAAAAAAUAAAGGCCGGGAGCCUCUCCAGAGAGCCGAAGUUUAUCUCGAGACCACACGAAGCUCUGACCGCCGAGAGAAGAACAACCUCCUCCUGUACCCAGAAUUCCUUGCGGCUCUUACCUGCGGGGUUCUCGUCUCGUUUUAUCGCGACUCGCCUGCUUUUGGACGAGAGCAGAAACGGACGGCACUGAUGUCAGAGACGGACUAAAUCAAGAACAUAAUUGAUAUUGUAAUUGUUUAGAAACUUUCAACACAAUACCUUAUUGAUGUUGGUUGGACAAAACAAUUCAGUGGAGAGGUGUGUGUGUGUGUGUGUGUGUGUGUGUGUGUGUGUGUGUGAGUAUGUGCACCUUUCAUGAUUUUAUUACUUUACGUUAUAGCAUUUCAUCACACUGUAACUGUACAAAGGUUUAUGUAACGUUUAUUUGUUCACGAUGUAUUUGUAUGUGUGUGUGUGUGUGUGUGUGUGUGUGACUUCAUUCUCCAUCAAUAUGAAAAGCAUCACAUGAUAAUUAAGACCAAUCUGAUCAUUUGGAUGAUUUAUACAGUACAUUACAGCAGGAUUUUGGGGCCAUUACUCAUGAAAUUAAAGCUCUGUUUCUCGUGAUUCCACGCCGAGUCUGAGGGACGGGGUUUCGCUCUUUGGAUGUUGUUGCUUUGGCGCAAUAAAGACCACAAGGUUUUGAUUUGUGGACGAACGGGUUUCAGCUUA
Messenger RNA from Clarias gariepinus (North African catfish), 5673 nucleotides. RefSeq names its product TRAF2 and NCK interacting kinase b (gene tnikb). Bases 439 to 4773 code for a protein of 1444 amino acids. Gene Ontology annotation, biological process: protein phosphorylation. Gene Ontology annotation, molecular function: protein kinase activity; ATP binding. Lineage: Eukaryota; Metazoa; Chordata; Actinopteri; Siluriformes; Clariidae. The transcript has 33 exons. The record is from RefSeq and is a predicted model, not a curated record.